AUGGCCAUACUGACGACGGGCACGGCACAGCCGAUUGAACUGACCUUCAACCUGACCAAAGCACCCAAAAGAGGUGUGGCCAAGAGACCAUUUAUUGAAAAUGGGUGUGAACUUUAUCGUGUUGACUACCUGGACAAACACCGUUCAACCCAACAUCACCAGGACAGUGAGAAAUCUCACUCUGCAUUGAUGCAAGGAUCAAGCUCAGUUUUGGCUGCCCUCGAACCGAUGGUGGUGAUGGAGCAUGAGGCUGUGAUUGGAGGUUUUAAGUGCCUCUAUCACCUCACAAAGAGGUCCAGAAGGUUCCAGAAGGAAAAUGUAAAUUUUCUGGCUUUGAAACACCAGGUUCCUGUGACGAUUGCCAUUUUGAGAACCAUAAGGGAUGCGGGAGACCAUCAGCCUCCUGGAUCAUUUCUCUCACGGCUACACCAAGACCUUGAUAACCCUACAGGGUUAUCAAGGUUUGGUGUAGUCCAUGAGGAGGAGAGGAACCGGAGACACAGAGGCUCCUUAGAGGAGCACAGCCGAGAGCAACUCUGGGUCCGAUUUAAAAAUCAGGUGAUGGAACCUUAUCUCGAUGCGCUUGUUGAGAGUUUGGAGAGGCGUUUUGGGAGUCUAGACCUGCUAGGAGCAUUCCAUGUUCUUGGGCCUCAGGCUGCCAAGGAGGACGAGGCUGUCUGUGUGAGGAAUCUAAAACUCCUGUCAAAUAAAUUUCUGACAGGAGACCAGGUGAUCCAAGAGUGGACCUCUUUCAGGCAACAUAUCCUGAUAGGAGCAUUCCAGGGCAUGGACCAGCAGCAGAUAAUGACGCGACUGGCGUCACAGAUUGACGAGUGGGGUCAGCUUUAUCCUGGACUCAAUAAACUGGCUGCCAUUGGUCUCACAAUUCCAGUCUCAAGUGUCAACUGUGAGCGUGACUUUUCAACACUGAACAGGGUGAAGACUGACCUGAGAAACAGGCUACAGGGAGAGCAUCUGGCGACUUGUUUGAGAGUCAGCAUCAAUGGCCCCCCCACCACCAAAUUCCCCUACAGAAGAGCCCUGGAGCUCUUCUUUAAAAAGCCCAGGAGAAUUAAAUGCUCCCAGGCUGGAUGUAGCCUUUGUGGAUGAGCAAAAACUUCACAGUUCUCCGUCUGUUGUCUUCUUUGUCCUCAUCCUCCUGUCGCUCUCUUGUCCUCUUCCCCUGACUCUCACUGUCUCACAAAGGAGCUGAGCUCACCUGAGGUCUAUUUGUAGUGCUAAGGCUCACACUGAUUGGUAUUCAAUUAGCUUUAUUUUUUAUUUUUCAUGUGUGUGAGUCUGUGUUCUUUUCAAAUUUUAGUUAGGUUUAUAAUUUAAAAAGAUGUGUUUUGCCCA
Anoplopoma fimbria (sablefish) is the source of this 1356-nucleotide messenger RNA. RefSeq lists its product as uncharacterized. Bases 1 to 1110 code for a protein of 369 amino acids. Gene Ontology annotation, molecular function: protein dimerization activity. The transcript is spliced from 7 exons. NCBI's taxonomy places the organism in Eukaryota, Metazoa, Chordata, Actinopteri, Perciformes, Anoplopomatidae. The record is from RefSeq and is a predicted model, not a curated record.